AUGACUGCGGGUACAUACCAAGCGACUUUGGAGGACAGAAUUCAAGAAGUGCAAGGCAAGUUUGCCGCUUUAGACGUCAAGAACAUCGACGAACGUCAGCGUGGACUUCCGUUGGAAACAUCAAGUGAGGUUGGAGCUUCUGUUGGCUCGGCUGGUCAUCUGCGAAUGAAACCGCCUCAAUUUGAUGUUACAACGCCUUGGAAUGUCUACCGGCGUCAGCUUGAGGCAUCUGCGAAUGCAAAUGGUUGGUCAUCGACCAAAAAGGCAACUGCACUCACUUUGGCCCUGCGAGGAGAUGCUCAAGCUAUUCUUCAAAGGCCAGUCACCUAUAGAACAUAUCUACCAUACUCAACUAAAGAAUCGGUUACAGAUGUCAGGCGAGUCCUUGCAGGAGUUCGAAGAGGAUAUUGCGCGGUGAAAGUUUUGGAAAAGCACAUCACAAACAGUGCAAAAAACGCUACUUAUUUGAGCCCUCAAAUGCAAAAUGAGAUCAUACAAACAGCUUCAGAUAUCGUUACAGAAAAAAAUAUAAAUAAAAUACACAAUACUGAUUGCUUCAGUAUUCUUGGAGUUGAAACAAUGGAUGUUUCAGACACCGAGCAAUUAUCACUAUGUUUGCGAUAUGUUGAUUUUACGAAGGAUCCGAACACUCCAGUAUUGAGAGAAGAUUUUGUUGGCUUUGUCCCCAUAGAUGAGCAAUGUUCCGAGAAUCUCAGUAACGUUAUUCUGCAGCGAUGUAAGGAGUUGAAACUGGACAUAAUAAGUGUGUCGGACAAGGAUACGAUGAAGCCGCAAACAUGGCAGUUAAUCGAACAGUGCCAGUAG
This is a messenger RNA of Acanthoscelides obtectus, 825 nucleotides long. Lineage: Eukaryota; Metazoa; Arthropoda; Insecta; Coleoptera; Chrysomelidae. The record is from the annotation of a GenBank genome assembly.